CAUACACGAGUGCACCAUCCUCCACCUUUGUUUUCCCUCUAUACUGUUCCUGUUUCCUCGCCUUCUCUUACUGCAGCUUUUCUGACUGACACUAAGAAAGUAAACCCUCCAGCUUCGAAUCUACAGAGACAAGGGAGGAUUUAAUGCUUUUUUAACUAAAGGUUUGGCUUAAUGGCGUCAUCUGCAAUAAAAUCUGGGGCAUUAGUGUCACUAGAAGAGAUACACCCAUCUUCUCCAUUCUUCAAGCAAGGGGCAUCACUUAGAGUUACUGGAAAACUACAAGAGUAUUCUGUUGAGACAGCUAUAGCCAUAGUUAUUGAUGGAAAUGCCAACCUGAAGAUCAACACUCAGCAUCUGAGGGAUCUUAGCUUUCGAGUCGGUUCCGUCUACCAAUUCAUCGGCGAACUCCUUAUCCAACCUGAUAAUGAGGCAAUAUUGCAGGCACGUGUGGGUAGGAAUGUGGAUGGAAUUGAUCUAAAUCUCUACCAUCAGUCCCUGCAGCUGUUGAGACAAUUUCAAGCUGAUCACUUGAGUACCCCUUGAUCCAGUUUUGUCAACUCUGAAGCUUAGUUUUUGUCACUACCAUUCCAUUGUUCUGACACAGUGACAAGGGAAUUUUCUUUAGUUUUUAUUUCCCCUGUUUCUUUGUUAAUGAAGUUAGGAAGCAUUGGAAAAACUAAAACCUUUCCAUUGGGUUGCUUGAAGUUUUCCUUCUGAAAAAAAAAAGGUCCGAGUUAGAAAAAAGCAAUGUGGCCCAAUGUUCUACAAAUUGAGGGAGUGAAUUGAAAUUGCCUCAUUACUCAUGGAGUUAUUUUGUA
Molecule: messenger RNA, 818 nt
Organism: Corylus avellana
Lineage: Eukaryota; Viridiplantae; Streptophyta; Magnoliopsida; Fagales; Betulaceae
Gene: MDO1
Product: telomere-capping, CST complex subunit
Biological process (GO): negative regulation of telomere maintenance via telomerase
Cellular component (GO): CST complex
Molecular function (GO): telomerase inhibitor activity; single-stranded DNA binding; telomeric repeat DNA binding
Source: RefSeq, a predicted model, not a curated record